GAGAGAGAGAGAGAGAGAGAGAGAGAGAGAAUAAUUUAUUUUAAACUAUUAAUUAAAUCAUACAAUCAGGUGAUCUAACUUUACUAUCUCUAAUCAUUUCAAGAAGAGCUGGAGAGAGAGAGAGAGAGAGAGAGAGAUAACGGGAGAGAGACCCUGAGAGAGAUAUAGAGACACAUAUAGAGAGAGAGUGAGUGUGUGUGUAUAUAUAGAGAGUGUGUGUUGAUGCGGUGGUGGUGGUCGAGAGCUCUUGAGUGUUCCUGCAGUCCUCCUCCUGAUGUGGGAUCUGUAGUUCUCGCGCUGAUGAGCUGGUCAGGAGAGUUUGGGGGUCACUGAAGGUCACCAGAGCUGCGUUUGGAGAUGGAGAUGUGGAGACAGUGUGCGGGAUGGCUGAUCCAGUGCAGAGUGCUGCCCGAAAACCACAGAGUCACCUGGGACAGCGCUCAGGUGUGUGACCUGGCCCAUGCGCUCAGAGAUGGGGUUCUGCUCUGUCAGCUGCUCAAUAACCUGCUGCCACAGUCGGUGAAUCUGCGCCAGAUUAACCUGCGGCCCCAGAUGUCUCAGUUCUUGUGUCUGAAGAACAUCAGGACGUUCCUGUGUGCGUGUCUGGAGAAAUUCGGCAUGAAGAAGAACGAGCUGUUCGAGGCCUUCGACCUGUUUGAUGUGCGGGACUUUGCCAAGGUGAUCGACACUCUGUCCAUCCUCUCACAGUCACCACUGGCCAUUCAGAGAGGAUUUAGGCCGUUUCCAGAUGAAGCUUGUGUUGGAGACGACGACAUUUACACCGGCCUCUCAGACCAGAUCGAUGAUACGGUGGAGGAAGACGAUGAUCUCUAUGACUGUGUGGAUGAAGAUGCGGAUGAAGGAGACGAUGUUUAUGAAGAUCUGAUGAGGACAGAGGAGCCAGAGACACAGCAGAAGGUUGAAGUGGACAAGAGGAGCUGCUGCCUGCAGGAAAUCAGACAGACUGAGGAGAAAUACACACACACACUGGAGUCAAUACUGCAGCACUUUCUGAAGCCCCUGCAGCCUUUCCUGCAGCCGGUGGAUGUGGAGAACAUCUUCAUCAACAUCCACGAUCUGGCCUCCACCCACCGCUCGCUCUUCCAUCAGCUGCAGACCUCCAUCCUGCAGGAGGGAGCAGAGACGCUCUAUCAGAUCUUCAUCGACUACAAGGAGAAGCUGUUGCUGUACGGCCGUUACUGCAGUCAGGUUGAAGCCGCCACCAAACAUCUGGACAAAAUCACCAGCAGCAGAGAAGACGUGAAGAUGAAGCUAGAGGAGUGUUCGAUGAGAGCAAACAGCGGCAGGUUUACACUGCGAGAUCUGCUGAUGGUUCCCAUGCAGAGAGUGCUCAAAUACCAUCUGCUGCUGCAGGAGCUCAUGAAACACACGGUGGGCCAACAGGACAAGGAAAACCUGCGCACAGCACUGGAUGCCAUGAGGGAUCUGGCUCAGUGUGUGAACGAGGUGAAGAGAGAUAACGAGAUCAUCCGUCAGAUCACAACCUUCCAGCUGUGCAUCGAGAACAUGUCUCAGUCUCUGGCUUUAUACGGACGACCAAAGAUAGACGGAGAACUGAAGAUCUGCUGCCCUGAGAAGAGGUCCAAACAGGACAGGUACGGGUUCCUCUUCGAUAAGGCUCUGCUGGUGUGUAAGAAGCGCAGCGGGGAGAAUCUGGAGCUGAAGGAACUGAUUGAGCUGCAGCAUUUCCAGCUCAGAGACGAAACAGCAGGAGAACGAGACAACAAGAAGUGGACACACACCUUCCUGCUGAUGGAUAUGUACGGUCAGGGCGGAUAUGAUCUGUACUUCAAGACUCGAGAGCUGAAGAAGAAAUGGCUGGAGCAGUUCGAGAUGGCGCUGUCUAACUUGUGUCCGGAGAACAGCUCAGCUAACGGCCACGACUUCCAGAUGUACUGUUUUGAAGACACCACCUCCUGUAAAGCCUGUCAGAUGCUGCUCAGGGGGAUCUUCUAUCAGGGCUACCGCUGCUCACGCUGUAGGAUGGCGGCUCAUAAAGAGUGUCUGGGUCGAGUUCCUGCAUGCGGACGAAACUCCGAACUCUCCGGAACCAUGAAGAAGAGUAAAACCAUGCGUGUAACUCAGAGACAGACUAAACCAGGUCUGCCGAAGAUGGAGGUGUGUGUGGAUUAUUACGGUCUCCCUCCGCCGCCGGGGUCGUUCGGGUCACCGCUGUUGCUCACAGCUGGAGACGUGGUGGAGCUCACACAGGCGGAGGCGGACAUGCAGUGGUGGGAGGGCAGGAAUCUGAGGAUCGGUGAGGUCGGCUGGUUCCCCUGCAGUAAAGUUCAGCCGUUUGUGCCCGCGACACCUCCAGAUUUAUCAGGACUGCCCUGGUUUGCGGGCAGCUUGGACCGCUCCGGUGCGAAGGCUCUGCUCAACUCUCGCUCUGACGGAACAUUUCUGGUGCGACAGAAGGACGCCGGAGAGUUCGCCAUCAGCCUCAAGUUCAACAUGGACACCAGACACAUAAAGGUGACGUACUCAGAGGGCCUGUACAGAAUCAAUGAGAAGAAGGCCUUCAGGGGGCUGUUCGAGCUGGUUCAGUACUAUCAGGAGAACUCACUGAAAGAGUGUUUCAAAGACGUGGACUCCAGACUGCAGACGGCGUACAAACAGCCUGAGCAGAGCACAGCGGCUCACAACAGCAGCUUACAUGGCACAGGUGCGAGUGAGCGUUAUUUUGGCACAGCUAAAGUCCGCUAUGAUUUCUCUGCGCGCGAUCGCACUGAGCUCUCUCUGCGGGAAGGAGACACGGUCAAGAUCAUCUCCAAGAAGGCUCACAACGGCUGGUGGAAAGGAGAGGUGUAUGGCAGGGUCGGCUUGUUUCCAGCUAAUUAUGUAGAGGAGGAGCAUUCAGACUAUUGCUGACCAAUCAACAGCUUCAUCACUGAACACACACACACACACACACACACACACACACACACAGCUGCAGAUCGUCAGUAAUUGAGUGGAUGUAACGAGUUUCUUCUGUUUUAAAUAAAAAGUUCUU
This is a messenger RNA of Danio aesculapii, 3016 nucleotides long. RefSeq names its product proto-oncogene vav-like. Bases 358 to 2892 code for a protein of 844 amino acids. The transcript has 28 exons. Lineage: Eukaryota; Metazoa; Chordata; Actinopteri; Cypriniformes; Danionidae. The record is from RefSeq and is a predicted model, not a curated record. Gene Ontology annotation, biological process: intracellular signal transduction; cell migration; regulation of GTPase activity. Gene Ontology annotation, molecular function: guanyl-nucleotide exchange factor activity; protein binding. Gene Ontology annotation, cellular component: cytoplasm.